Messenger RNA from Spizellomyces punctatus DAOM BR117, 2977 nucleotides. RefSeq lists its product as uncharacterized. Gene Ontology annotation, cellular component: cytoplasmic stress granule. Gene Ontology annotation, biological process: cytoplasmic stress granule assembly. Gene Ontology annotation, molecular function: RNA binding. NCBI's taxonomy places the organism in Eukaryota, Fungi, Chytridiomycota, Chytridiomycetes, Spizellomycetales, Spizellomycetaceae. Bases 184 to 2700 code for a protein of 838 amino acids. The transcript is spliced from 17 exons. The record is from RefSeq and is a predicted model, not a curated record.
CCCAUUUGUGAAGCUUUGUUGUUUCAUCCCCGCGCCUUGGAGCUGAUUUCGUGACAAUCCCACUCGCCUUUACACGUCCUUGUUUGCACACGAUUCUCUGGAUCUUUUCCUCUCUUCCACAGCAUCCCUGGUUGAAACUUUCUUUACCUGUUUGCAAUCCUGCUCUCCUCAAGCGUCUUCAAUAUGAACAGGAAAGCCUCUACGGGGGCUGGCGGAGGAAGCGGGGGAAGACCCAGGGGUGGAGGGACUCGUAAAGAUUUCCACGGCAGCCGUGAAUUCGCGGAUGUACAUCACGGAGGUUCACAGCAGCAGUAUAGCAGGGGCGGCAAGAGCAAAUGGGGACCUCCAUCUGGGCAGAUGGGCCACGCCCAAGCAUCGCGCGACCGUCCACUCCCAAAGGACAACACGGUGUCCGAGUCAUCUGCUGAAAUUCAACAUGCCAGACUUUUGUUCAUCCUCGCGAACAUGAUUGGCACGAAAGUCGAGGUCAAGGUCCGCAAUGGCACAGUAUACGAAGGCAUUUAUAGCGCAUCGCCCACGAGUAAGGAUUUGGGAGUCCUACUCAAGAUGGCAAUCAAAAAAACGUCCGAUGGCUCCGAGGGCGUCACCAUAAAAAACCUGAUCAUUAUGCCUAAAGACGUGUGUAGUAUCAGUGCCCGCCCGUUGGAUCUGUCGAUUACUCAGAAAGCUUCCGGAGAGCGAGAAGUCCAAACCGAUACGACGAUCAGUGGACAUUCGGGGCUUGUCAGGGAGAGACAUCUUCAGAAGUGGGCUCCGGAUACUGGGGCGGACGCAGCCAUCGGACUUGAAGAUGAAGUUGGCCAUGCUGGCGAGUGGGAUCAGUUUGCCACAAACGAGAAGCUUUUCGGCGUCACAACGGACUUUGAUGAGCAUCUGUACACCACGACUGUAGAUAAGUCUGAUCCCAAUUUUAAGCGCCGCGAGGCUGAGGCGAUUCGAUUGGCACGAGAAAUCGAAAGGGGCCCCGUCAAUAACCCUCAUAUUGCCGAGGAACGUGGUUUAGAUAUAAGCACGGCAAAUGUCGAUGAGGAGGAAAGGUAUUCGUCCGUCAUUCGGCAGCCUGGCAAAUACAUUCCUCCUGGAGCACGCAAGGCUGCGGCAAGCACUGGGAAGGCUGAGCAGCCAAAGGAAGGAAAGCGUAAUGAAGCAUCCUCCAGUGUAACAACGCGAGAGACGUCCUCCACAAAGGAUGUGAAGAAAAGGGAACCUGUCGCCAAGGAGAUAUCCACAAUACCGGCAAAAAUAUCUCAACAGGACGCAAAUAAGAAUGCUGGAAAACAACAGCAAAAGGAAGCGAUGUUGUCGGAAAGUACUGAGCAACGACAGUCACCGCUCAGAAAGCAUGGGGCAAGCGCUGCGGCGCUUACGAAACUGGCGCAGAAGAAGGGGGCAGGAAAUGCGGAUUUACCCGAAAUGCCUCCCAAUCCCGUCGAAGCCGCCCACAUUGCCAAACUUUUCAAGGACUUCGCUGUUGGUGAGAAGGAAAUGCUGAUGCAGCGGAAGCAAGUGUUAAUGAAGCAAGAAAAGGAUCAAAUUGUUGAAGAAUUCAAAACAUUCAGUAAAUCUUUCAAGCUGAAGACCCCAAUGCCGGAAGACUUACAAGAGAUUCUGCACAAGAGCGGAGAGAAGGAAUCCCCCAAACUUCCUCAAGCUAAAUUGGAGACCUCAAAGGAGGAUACAGAUUCUCGACCCAGCAAAAUGGAAAAUAAAGCAGUUACCACGAAAGACGAUGCAACCCGCACGCAAUCGUCCGGACGCGGCACGUCACCUGCAUCAGCUGAAACGGAGAGAGGCUCAACCCUUAAGGCAGCAUCAGAAGAUGGAAAAGAUAAUGUCGCACCCACAAAACUGGAAUCUGGAUCAGAUACGGCUCCCCCUCCUGCUACUACAAAGAGUGAAUUCAAGUUCAACGUGGCAGCCCUCGAGUUUACCCCAUCUUCCGCUCCCGCGGCCGCCACCCCGGUGACCCAGCAUAAGUCACCUCAACAUGGAGAGAAGUCGCCCUAUUUUGGCGGUAAGCGCACUGGAAAGAAUCAAGGCAGUUACCAAGGAAAGCAACAAUACGGAAAGGGUUUCCAGAAAAACAAUGGCUCGCCGAAGCCUGGGCAUUAUGUUCCUCAGUAUGGAGAAGAAAUGUACCCACAAGGGGUGGAACCUCAACAAUACUUCCCAUACCCAGUUCCACCUUAUCAGUAUCGGCCAAUGAUUGGCAGGCCUUUUGUUCCAGGCAUGCCAGGUAUGAGCAUGCCUCCUGGGGCUACUUUUAUAAUGCCGGUUCCUCAAGGGCAGUUUCCGCCCGGCUUUGUCGCUCCUGUACCACACGCCCCGGUUUAUCCUCCACAAUUUGUGCCUCCGCCCCCCAACGCUAACAUGAGAAUGUACCAAAAAGGACAGCCAGGGAAUUUCGUCGGUGACGAAAAUGGUGGGCACUUUCGACCGGACGGCUACCAAUCGCGCCCGGUCGCAUCAUCACCAGUACCUGCUGCAUUCAUGGGCAGCCCACCACCGAUAUACCAAACUGCGCCGAUGAUGCCCGGAUAUCCUCCCGAAAUGAUACCGCAUUUCCAGCAGCCAAUGAUGAUCCCAGCCCCACCACAUGGGCAGGUUUGGGCUCCUGAACAGAUUCCUCCAGAGAUUCCCACUCCGGAGCCUGAGCAACCUCCUGCCACGGACGCUUGAUUUUUAUUUGUUUUUUUUUUUUUCAUUUGAUUUCUCAAUCUUCCAAGAGAUAGCAGUGCUCGUGGGAAUCAAUAAAAUAGGAAGAAACAUACUCUUGGUCUCAAUUUCAGCUAGCGAGACUCAUAAUUAUGCAGAAACUGCACGCCAUGCACAGAUAUGGUGUUCCUGAUACUCUAUAGAUGGCCAAGGUGAUCAUUCGGUCUCAAUAAACUAGGAGCACGCUGAACCUGGGAUAAGGGACAAGUGCCGCGGGCAAACGCUGUAAAUGAAAUCCUUU